CCGAGCGCGGUCACUGACAGUCGGCCAGGGAGACCACUGUCGGUUGUUGCUGCAGUCUGCCUCGUCGGCGUCGCAAGCGUGACCGGCUGCGUGUGCGGGGAAACCUCCGGGUCUGCAAUUUCGGUGUUUUGAAGAUUGCCGCACCCGAAUCUCGUAUUCUCUUUCCGAGUCAGUGGGCUGGGAGGCAAAUUUUAAAUGGCCAUCAGCAGUCCCCUCAGUGGCUCUCUCGUACUGCUUCUGAGGAAUUUAGGAUGCCACAGUCUGUCAUUGUGAUCAGCCCGUAGUCUGGCACUUUUCCCUUGUGCAGGUGGAGUUUUGGUUCCAAUUUUACACGUUCCGAACGACCUCGCUCGUGCUCUGACAUUCUGGACUCUUUGCUGUUGAGACGGUUGGAUCGGUGAAGUCAUUUUUCCUUUAGUGUUUCUGGACGGUGUGGUCUUGCUUCUUUUGAGUCUGGUGGCAGGUGCCAGGGCGUCCAUUUUGGUUGCCUUUUUCUGAUUACGGUUGUGCUUUGCAAAUUCCUCUCUGGAAGUUUGUUUGGACGAUUUUGCCGACAAUUUUUGUGCUCAUUGUUGUGAAGUUGGGAUCGCUCAUGUCAUCGAGGUCAGAUUCCUGAUACUACGGUGGUCUCUGCGCUCACGGUCUAUGAUCUCCUAAAUGCCGAGCUCGAAGUAGCACCCGGAUGUUUUGGAAUCCUGGUUUAUCUGUACUGACCUCCCUGAGUUUGUGCGGCGCAAGGUGUGAACAGAACAUUGCUGUUAAUUUGAUUCAAGUUUGUGCCGGGCAAAUUCACUCGUUAUACGCCCCAUUUUUGGGAUGCGCGCAAAUUGUCGUGCGUACAGUCAGUUAUGAUUCCGAGAGAUAUUGAAGAAACGAGCUGUUUUUCGCCAUAAACACUUCACCCGAUCAGAGCCCUGAACCUCCCACAGUCUCUUCCCUCACGCUUCUAUCCGAGUCUUUUUAGCAAGGUCCAAUUGUGCUCUCCAUCAUCAUCGUGCUUCGUCGAUCUGUGCGUAAAGUCUUGAGCUAUACCUCGCAACGGAACCUUAGAACCUUACCCGUCCUGUUCUCGUGAACGUUUUCUGUGGGGCGCUUCACUCUUAUUGUGGCGAUUCUUCGGCUGGGCUGAUUGCUAGUCGUUCUCGGUUUUUCUGUGGGGAAAAAGAGGAGGACAGCUUCUUCACAUUCAUACUCGUCUUUGCAUUUUCGAAUUUACGUCGUGGAAGCCAGGACUUGCUCGGAUGCCUUAGGCUGCCAAAGGCUCGCCAUCGUGUUCACAGAGCCUGAACACGAAUUUUGUACAUCACACAAAGAUGGCGUACCUACAUACCAAACCAUCCGUCGUCGGGCUGUCAUUCCGGGAUGCGCAUAUGGUGAAAAACAGGAUCAAUGAAUAUGAAACACAAAAGUUAUCCCACUGGGUGAAAGAUCAUGGCCUGGCUAAAAUGAGAGGAGAGUUUUUGGAGCGGGCCGAUAACAAUGCUCUUGCUCGAAAGGAGGCGGCACAUGAAACUGCGGAAAUAAAAAAUGAGAUGUUGGACAGGCGUGCUCAAGAGAGAAAGCAUGCCAUCCUGAAAAGGGAAGACGAUGAGCAGUUAGCCAAUUUUCUUGAAGAAGAGAAAAGACAGCUUCAAAGAGAUAAGCUUAUCUUGGAGGCCAUGAAAGAGAAAUCACCAGAAAUACGGCUGCUGAAGAGAUACCUGGAGAUAGCUAAGAUGAAUAAGGAGCGAUAUACUCAGAGUCAAGAAAAAGAGUUCUUUGAAAUGAAGGAAGCGGAAAGAAACGCCGUUUUCCAUGAUCUCCUCAUGGAAACCUACAAUAAGCUUUCAAGAAAGGAGCAGGAAAGGUUGGACAAGAUAGCGGAAGAUAAGAUUGAGACAAAACGCAGAUUAGAUAUACAAAUGAAAGAGAAAGUGUGGGCUGCCGAGAAGGCUGCUAGAGAGAAGCAACACGAUGCAGAUGUGGUGCAAAUGGUACAUGAGAAGGAGCUGAGGCAGGAAGCACAGGAGCAAAAGAUCAGGAGGGAUAACGUGCGCAUGUUACAAGACUACAUCAAGCAGUACCUGAUGGAGAAGGAAGAGCUCGACAGAGAGAACGAAUUGCGGAGGCAAAGAGAAGAUCAAGACAUCCUCGAUCAUCAAGCUAGAGUGGAGGCGCGGAUGAAAGAACAGGAAGAGAAAGCGAGAAUUCAGAAAGCAUUUAAAGACAAGAUUUAUGGAAUGCUUAUGGAAGGACAAGAAGAUGCGUUGCGUGAGAGGGAUGAAAUGGAACAGGCGCUUAAUGACCUCUAUUUCGAGCAAGCAGAGGAAGAGUAUCGGAAAAAGGCUGAAGCACUGCGCAUCCACAGAGAACACAUGAAAGCUAACAUGAGGGCGGCAAGUGAUCAAUAUUGGGCUCUGAAGAAACAUCGAUAUGAGCAAAUGAAGUUAGAAAAAGCAGAAUGGGCAAAGAAGAUGAUGGAGCAAGUCAUGGAGAUGAACCGGUUCGAUCAGAUGAGUGCAUACAAGCAGAGAAUGAAGAAGGUCGAGUACAGGCGCCAGAUUGACGCACAGUGGGAGGAGAUGCAGUAUCUGCUCGCAAAGGAGGCGGCCGAAGAAAAAGCCAAGAGAAAGAAGGAGAAAGCUGAGUAUGCUUUACAAGAGGCAUUGCUGGAGCAAGAGCGGCAGAAGAUAUUGAAGGACUGCGCUGAGGAGCUUGCAAGGUUCUUCCCCAAGGGCGUAUGUAGAAAUCAGGAUGACCUACGAAUGGUAGGCCUUCCUGCCAAAGAUAGACCCGUGAUGAAGGAGCCUAUACCUCAUAGGCUCCCUACGCUUUAGAAAAAGCGUUCACUCCGUGAGAUACUGGAAAGUUGAAUUUUUCAACGAUCAUUGAAACACUGUCAAGUUCGGCCAAGAGCUAGCGUUUGUUGAGUGUUACAUUCUUGUCCCAGUUUUGAUACACAAUAAAGUCAGUGCUGCACG
Molecule: messenger RNA, 2960 nt
Organism: Marchantia polymorpha subsp. ruderalis
Lineage: Eukaryota; Viridiplantae; Streptophyta; Marchantiopsida; Marchantiales; Marchantiaceae
Source: the annotation of a GenBank genome assembly